This is a messenger RNA of Heterotrigona itama, 2960 nucleotides long. The record is from the annotation of a GenBank genome assembly. NCBI's taxonomy places the organism in Eukaryota, Metazoa, Arthropoda, Insecta, Hymenoptera, Apidae.
AUGUUGCAGAACGAUGUUGAGAAUUCCAAGUAUAAGACCGAGUUCUUUGAGAAGAUGAUUCAACACCAGCAUACAUUGGGUAGGUCAAAGUAUGUGGCAUCUUAUAUUCUUAAUCUUUUAAUACUUUACACAUUAACACAAAGAUUAUUCACUAUGAGUAUACAUGUAUUUUACUUUGCACAUGUAACUUUAUACAAUUAUAUAAAAUUAAUAUAAAUGAAUUAUAAAUGAUUGUUAAUAACUGAUCGUGAUAAUUAAAAACAGAACUAGAUUUCACAUGCAUACCAAAGUUUUUCACAAGUUAAGUAUAACAUUUCAAAUAAUACUUCAUGUAGCCUCUUAAAUAGUUCAAGUAUGCUAAAUAUGCUUGCUACAAUACUGUGUAGAUAAUUGUCUCUAUUUGUUAUGUAGCAAAUUUAUAAAAUAACAUAAUACAAAAUAAAAUAAAUAUACGAACUUUAUAGCUAAAAUCAAUACGUGUUAAUAAACACUAAUAAUAAAUCUUAUUUAAGAUUAUUACAAAAAAAAUGUAAAGAUAUAAAUUAACACUUUUUAAUAAAACAUUUGCACAUACUUCACUAACUGAUUAUUAAACUUAUUUAUGUUUAAGCUUUCAAUACAAAGAACACAAUGCGUGAUCGUCCAUAACUGCAAAAUCACUUAUUUUUGAUGUGAACGUUAAAUAUAAAAGUCUUAUUUAAGAUAAGGAACGCUUUAAAUCAUUGAAGUGAUAACACGUAUUUAUUCAACUACAAAAUUAACCAAUACAUAGAAAACUUCAUAAACGUAUGUAUAUACAGGUAAUUAAUCCAUCAAAUAUCAUGGAUUGUGAACAAAUAUAUACAUAAUUAAACAUGUAAUGUGUAUUUAUUUUUAUUUCUUUCUGAAAAUUAUAGCAGUAUCAAUUAAUAUUUUAUAGAGCAAUAAAAUAUUUGACUGAUAACUGAUAACUAACUUUUCUUCUUUUUAUAGAUAUGGUGGCGCUUUUAGUCACCGUGUAAAGCGGUUAACCUUCGUCUAUCGUUAAAUAGAAAAAUGUUAAAAAAUUGUAUCAAAGCUUUUACUUGUAAUAUGUGACUACUUGACACAUUUAAAGUAUUGUAUAUUAAAUUUGUACGUGCAUUUGUAAAUAUGUACAUAUUCGUGAUCAAUUAAGGUAAAAAUAUUAAGGUAUCAAAUAUAUAUUAAACAUAUGUACAUACGUAUAUUAUAAUAACUAUAUAUUUAAAUUUAUUUGUAUGUAUAUUAUAGAUUAAUGGAAUUUAGUUAGAGAAUAAAUGUUAUAUAUUCAUAAUAUUUGAAUUUUAAAAGUUGCUAAAAUGUUACGAAGACGAAAUGUUAAUAUUAAAACUGUCAAAGAACUGGAUGCAUUUCCUAAAGUUCCUGAACCAUAUAUAGACAAAACUGCAGUCGGAGGAACAUAUACAGAUAUUGACGCAAAAUUAAAAAUAAAUAUUGAUAUCACGGUUGCUAUGACAUGCGGCCGUAUUAGUGCUGAUGUUUUAGAUUCUACAAAUCAAAAUAUGAUUGGACAUGAUUCAUUGGAACAAGAAGACACAUGGUGGGAAUUAACACAAGAACAGAGAUCUCACUUUGAAGCUUUAAAAGAUAUGAAUUCUUAUUUAAGAGAAGAAUAUCAUGCGAUUCAUGAAUUAUUAUGGAAAUCUAAUCAAAUUACUUUGUAUAGUGAAAUGCCAAAACGGACCCGUCAACCCAGUUAUCCACCAAAUGCAUGUCGCAUCCAUGGCAGUUUAAAUGUUAAUAAAGUUGCUGGAAAUUUUCAUAUAACAGCUGGAAAAUCAUUAUCAUUUCCUAUGGGACAUAUACAUAUUUUAACUUUUAUGACUGAUAAAGACUAUAACUUUACCCAUAGAAUAAAUAAAUUUUCAUUUGGUGGACCUAGUCCAGGUAUUAUUCAUCCAUUAGAGGGAGAUGAAAAAAUUGCAGAUAACAAUAUGAUUUUGUAUCAGUAUUUUGUGGAAGUGGUUCCCACAGAUAUACAGACUCUACUGAGCACUUCCAGGACCUAUCAGUAUAGUGUGAAAGACCAUCAAAGACCAAUUGAUCAUCAAAAAGGAUCUCAUGGAAGACCAGGAAUUUUUUUUAAAUAUGACAUGAGUGCACUUAAAAUAAAAGUUACUCAACAACGUGAUACAGUGUGUCAAUUUUUAGUGAAAUUAUGUGCCACAAUUGGAGGUAUUUUUGUUACAAGCGGAUUGGUGAAAAAUAUUGUACAAAGUUUUUGGUACGUUAUGUGUUGCAAAUUUUUAGCAACUAAGGAAAAUAAAAAUGACCAAAAGUAUUCCAUUUCAUCUACUACCUCAAACUAUCAAACGCCUGGCACAAUAAAUCUUUUGAAUAUUUCAGUACCAGAAAAUGUGGAUAUAAUGUUUAAACCUCAAUAGAUAAUAUUUUUAUUUGAUAAUCAAAUAAUUUUUAAAUAUACAAAAAUGGCAAAUAAUUAUGUUUUUAAUUGUUCUGUAUAUACCAAUAAAAUUAAUAUCAGUUUUGUAUUUAUCAAUUGUGUAUGUUCUCUUUCUUGUCAACUUUUUAUUCUCUAAUUUAUAGAAUUUAUACUCAUCAGUCAUAGAAACUAUAUUAUAUUGUAACAUUAAUUUGUAAGUGAUAUAUUCGUUUUUUUAGUGCAUCUUUAUAUUUACUACAACAAAUUUGGUUAAAGGUAACUAGUGGGAAAAACGUUUUCCCUUCUCUUAAUUUCCACCAAUAGAAUCACUUACUUGGGCAGAGUACACAUGAAAGAAACAAGUAAUCGACUCUGAACCAUAGUUUGAUCGAAAAAUGAUAUUUUAUUUACAUUUGUUAAAUCGAUGCUUCAACGAUUUGUAUUCUACGUAAUAAAAGUACCAGUUGAUUGAAAAUCUUCGUAUGCGCUUGUCAGAAUUAUUCGAAAGAACAGUUUAUUUUAGUGUGGAACGGAAUUGAAUAAACAAAUCGCUUAG